Messenger RNA from Danio aesculapii, 5727 nucleotides. It is a transcript of the gene st8sia5, whose product is annotated as ST8 alpha-N-acetyl-neuraminide alpha-2,8-sialyltransferase 5. Gene Ontology annotation, molecular function: alpha-N-acetylneuraminate alpha-2,8-sialyltransferase activity. Gene Ontology annotation, biological process: N-glycan processing; oligosaccharide metabolic process. The record is from RefSeq and is a predicted model, not a curated record. Bases 259 to 1590 code for a protein of 443 amino acids. The transcript is spliced from 9 exons. NCBI's taxonomy places the organism in Eukaryota, Metazoa, Chordata, Actinopteri, Cypriniformes, Danionidae.
CGCGCAUUCUGCAGGAGUGGCGCUCUUUGUAGGCUGUGCGAGAUAUACUAAACGUAGACAAUUCAACUCACCGAGUAGUUAUACCAUCGCUUUAUCUGACAUAAGCACGGACAGAUUGCUUUAAGCGCGACAGUGAAGCGAAACAAAGCAGCUGCUAUGGAUCCCGAGCGCGCAUCAGUGCCCGUGAGAACGGUAAACACGCGCGGGCGUGACCCAAUGUGUUUUCAAUAGGGCAAAAAACGCGACCGUGGCAGAAGAAUGGGCUACUCAGAUCCCACAGCUAGUAGGGAUCUGCUAGGGAACAGAUCCCUGUGUUUUAUUUUCAUAUGCGCUUUCGGACUGGUCACCUUAUUGCAGCAAAUCCUCUAUGGCAAGAACUACAUCAAAAGUGGGCAACAGUUUUCCCGCCUCAAAGGAGAGGAGGUGGGCAACUGGAGCGGGCUCAUUAGUUACCCCGAUGAUGGAGGGAUGAAGCCGGCCAGAAAUGGGAGGAAAAGAUGUGUCCGUCAGAAUUUUCAGCAGUCUGAGGCUCAGAACUCCGUAGUUAUCACGCCCUGCCUAGCUGAAAUUCAGAAGAAAAAAAAAGAAAAGAAAAGGUAUCUGGAGCGCAUCGACGGCUCCUUGCAGUUCAACUCCUCCUCCUGCAAGGAAUUACGGCAAGACAUCACGGAUGUCAAAGUAUUGACCAUGGUGAAGACUUCCGAGCUGUUUGAGCGAUGGAGGAACCUGCAGGUGUGUAAGUGGGAUCAAAAUAAGGAGGAGACGGAUAAUUUCAAGAUGUCUCUGUCCCGCUGCUGCAAUGCCCCCUCCUUCCUGUUCACCACCAAGAGAAACACUCCCUCCGGCACCAAACUGCGCUACGAAGUGGACACCAGCGGGAUCCUGCACAUCAGCCCGGAGAUCUUCAAGAUGUUCCCUGAUGACAUGCCGUUUUCCAAAUCCCAGUUCAAGAAGUGUGCCGUCAUCGGGAACGGAGGCAUCAUUAAGAACAGCAAGUGCGGACGAGAGAUUGAUGCUUCUGACUUUGUCUUCCGAUGUAAUAUUCCUCCAAUAUCCGAUUUGUACAGUCAAGAUGUGGGAUCUAGGACUGAUCUUGUAACAAUAAACCCCAGCAUUAUAACUGAGAGGUUUCAAAAGCUGGAGAAAUGGAGGAAGCCGUUUUACGAGGUCCUGCAGAAUUAUGAGAACUCCUCGGUGGUUUUGCCGGCGUUUUACAACACACGAAACACAGACGUGUCGUUCCGUGUGAAGUACAUGCUGGAUGACUUUGAGUCGUCGCGCGGCGUCUUCUUCUUCCACCCGCAGUACCUGCUGAACGUGCAGCGCUUCUGGGCCGUGCAGGGCGUCCGCGCCAAACGCCUGAGCAGCGGCCUGAUGUUAGUCACCGCCGCCAUGGAGCUUUGCGAAGAAGUGCAUCUCUACGGCUUCUGGGCGUUUCCCAUGAACCCCUCUGGCAUCUUCAUAACACACCAUUAUUACGACAAUGUUAAGCCGCGGCCAGGGUUCCACGCCAUGCCCUACGAGAUCUUCAACUUCAUGCACAUGCACGCUCGCGGUAUCGUACACGUGCACACAGGCCCCUGCAGGUGAAAUGGCCUUUGUGCAAUCCGAUUGGUCCAUCUUUGUGGAGCUCCACCCAUUUGCAGGCGCUAUGGAUCUCAAACUUCAUGCGUGCGCCAAUCGCAGGUGUUUUAUCACUGCGUGUUUUUACAAUAACGUGUCGGGACAGCAAAUGCUACGUGUUUCCUGUUUGGUGAUUUCCUGUGGUGUCGUGUUUGUGUGUCUGAGCAGAUAUCACGUUUCUAAGCGUUAGGUUGGACAGCAGCAAAUGAGGAUGUUUUAUAGCUACACUUUGUAUUUCUGCAGAAUGGCCCCGCCCACGGUGGAAUCUUAUUGGUCCAAAAUUCUAGUACGCUUAAAGGGAUUGUUCACCCAAAAAAUUUUAUUGUGUUAUUAUUUACUCAACCUUUAAUUGUUUACUUUAUUUGCCUCCUCAACCUUUACUUCUUCUGUUGAAUACUUAAUAAGAUUUUUAAGAAUGCUGAAAACCUGUAACCAUCGACUUCCAUAGUAUUUGUUUUUCCUACUGUGCACUGUUAGCUAAUUCUUGCUGCCUUAAAUUUUUGAGUUGAAACAAAUUAACUUUUCUAGUCAUCUCAAAUUGGGGCAACACGGUGGCUUAGUGGUUAGCACUGUCGCCUCAGUGCUUACACUGUCGCCGCGUUUACGUUCUCCCUGUGUUGGCGUGGGUUUCCUCCGGGUAGGGAUGUCCCGAUCAGGUUUUUUUUGCCCUCAAGUCCAAUCAUUUGAUUUUAAGUAUCUACCGAUACCGAAACCCGAUCCGAUACUUCUAUAAUACAUAACAAAAUAAAGAAGAGCGAAGAAACAGACCCAGGAUGUUCUAGAUUUUUUAUUUAAUUCACUUUAUUUUAACAUUCAACAACUGUUAACAAACAGAGCGCUUCUGUGAGUUGACUUGAACAAUCAAUAAAUAACAUCAAUUCUUUACUUUUGGACUUUAGUGCAACAGUAAAUAUAUAAAAAAAUCUAAUAUGAAAAUAAAUAGUAACUCAGCUUAAAAUACCCGGCAGACAAUCCUAAGUUUACUUAUCUCACAGUUUGCUAUGGCAAUGUUGUCAUCAUCAACUUUAUAAUACCUCUAGAUGCAGACAUACUCGCGCUUUCCUCUUCAUGCUGCUUCCAUGUUCUGCAUUGCUGGCAUUUAACCAAUAGCUUCUCUGCAACAAAGUGAUGUCAUGCCGCACACGUUGCUGCUGUAGAUGUGUGUCCUGUCUAGUGUUGUGAAAAGGCAAUGCUGAAAAUCUAUGGUUAAAGCACCACCCAGUGGUCAAAAGCUGCUGACGCUACUACUGCCGCCGCGGUGACAGCAAGAAUGGCAGCAGAGGGAACAUACUGAAGUGGUGUCAUCUGUAUAUACAGUGGAAGUCAGAAUUAUUAGCCCCCCUUAGAAUUUUUUUUCUUUCUUAAAUAUUUCCCAAAUUAUGUUAAACAGAGCAAGGAAAUUAUUUACUGUCAUCAUGUCAAAGAUAAAAUAAAUCAGUUAUUAGAAAUGAGUUAUUAAAACUAUUAUGUUUAGAAAUGUGUUGAAGAAAUCUCUCCGUUAAACAGAAAUUGGGGGAAAAAAUAAACAGGGGGGCUAAUAAUUCUGACUUCAACUGUACAUAUAUAUUUGAGUCCUGAUCGGGAGGUAACGUCCGAUUACGAUCGAGUCUGAAACCACAUUACCGGGCCCGAUUUCCAAACACGUGAUCAUAUCCGGAGUGUCAUAUCUGUGUGUUUCUCCCACAAUCCAAAGUCAUGCGCAAUAAGUGAAUUGAAUAAGCUAAAUUGGCCGUAGUUUCCCAGUGAUUGGUUGCAGCUGGAAGGGCAUCCGCUGUGCAAAACAUAUGCUGGAUAAGUUGGCGGUUCAUUCCGCUGUGGCAAUCUUUUUAUUAGUAAACAGACUAAGCCAAAAAGAAAAUGAAUGAAUGAAUGAAUGAAUUGGCCCGUAGUGUGUGUGUGUGUGUGUGUGUGUGUGUGUGUGUGUGUGUGUGUGUGUGUGCGUGUGUGUGUGUGUGUGUGUGUGUGUGAAUGAAAGGAUGUAUGGGUGUUUAACAGUAUUGGGCUAUAGCUGGAAGGGUAUCUGCUGUGUAAAACAUAUGCUGGAUAAGUUGGCGGUUCAUUCCGCUGUGGCAAUCUUUUUAUUAAUAAACAGACUAAGCCAAAAAGAAAAUGAAUGAAUGAAUGAAUUGGCCGUAGUGUGUGUGUGAAUGAAAGGGUGUAUGGGUGUUUAACAGUAUUGGGCUAUAGCUGGAAGGGUAUCUGCUGUGUAAAACAUAUGCUGGAUAAGUUGGCGGUUCAUUCCGCUGUGGCAAUCUUUUUAUUAAUAAACAGACUAAGCCAAAAAGAAAAUGAAUGAAUGAAUUGGCCAUAGUGUGUGUGUGUGUGUGUGUGUGUGUGUGUGUGUGUGUGUGUGUGUGUGUGUGUGUGUGUGUGUGUGAAUGAAAGGGUGUAUGGGUGUUUAACAGUACUGGGCUAUAGCUGGAAGGGCAUCUGCUGUGUAAAACAUAUGCUGGAUAAGUUGGCGGUUCAUUCCGCUGUGCCAACCCCUUAUAAAUAAACGGACCAAGCCGAAGGAAAAUGAAUGAGGUUACAGGUUUUCAGCAUUCUUCAAAUUAUCUUCUUUUGUGUUGAACAGAAGAAAGAAACUCAUAAAGGUUUGAAACCACUUUAAAAGUGAGUACAUAGUGAGCAAAUGUAGAUUUUUGGGUGAACUAUCCCCUUUAAUGGAUUGCAUUAGUGCCUGCCCACUUUUUCUAAGUAUUUUAUCUCCUUUUUUCCCGCCGAGGGGUUUUAAAAAGUCUUUGCUAUACGCAAUGUAAGCCAUAAACCAAACCAAGCAGCUAUAAGGAAAAUCAAAACAUUGAAUUAAUUAGAAGCAUUCGUUUAAUAUUAGCAGAUGGAAAUCAGUCUAAAAGACAAAGGUGCAAAAGUGUGAAUUUAACAGCUUGAAGAGCAUCAAUCCCACGGAGCAUUGCCAAUGACGCAAUCAAAUUAAGCAUGACAGAGAAAUGAAUGACAUAUGCAUCAUGGUCUUCAGUGGGCGGAGCUAAAGCUCUCUUGGCAUGCUUUGCUGGAACUCUCUGAUUGGUGGGUUUUUCUGUACAGCAUCGGUAAUGUAGACUUUCUGCACGAAUUCCACUAUUAAACAUGAUUGUUUUUUAAAAAUACAUUUAAUUAACGCAUUUCCACCAAUGAAAUACGACCGAUUAAAAACAGAAUUGUGCUCUAUUGUAUAAUAAACAUCAAGUAUAUUCAAACAGGCUUUGAUUGUGUCGCAUUGCAUCUGGUUAAGACACAUUAAGAGCCUCUUUUUAACAGUUCUAAGGUGUUUUAAUGUUCAUCAAUAACCACAUCAGUGCAUUAAAGUAGACUUUUUCAGUUAUAAUGGUAAAUAUAUGGGAUACAACGGCUUGUAUACGUUUUUUAAUGCACUGGAGUCAUGUAUGAUAAAAUACAAGGGACGGGAAACUUUGUGUUAUCAAAUCCAACACAACUGUUUAUGUUGAGAAAUGUUUUUACAGUCUUUUUCUGUCUCACUCUCACACACACACACACACACACACACACACACGCACACACACACGCACACACACACACACACACACACACACAUAAACACACACGCACACAUGCAAUCUGUGACGGAGUUUUCAGUGUCUUUAAAUAAACUGAUCAUGUUUGUAAUGCUGAUCUUUAUAUACAGUACUUCAUUUUUGGGUUGCUUGUGUAUGAUAUUGUGAUAACAGCGUGACCUUAUCACUUAAACAAGAAAUCAAAUUUUAAUACUCAUUGAAAUUCCUGAUUUCAUGAUACUUGAAGACAUCUAUCUAUCCAUCUAUCCAUCUAUCUAUCCAUCUAUCCAUCUAUCCAUCUAUCUAUCUAUCUAUCUAUCUAUCUAUCUAUCUAUCUAUCUAUCUAUCUAUCUAUCUAUCUAUCUAUCUAUCUAUCUGUCUGUCUGUCUGUCUGUCUGUCUGUCUGUAUGUAUGUCUGUCUGUCUGUCUGUCUGUCUGUCUGUCUACCUAUCUAUCUAUCUAUCUAUCUAUCUAUCUAUCUAUCUAUCUAUCCGGCUAUCUAUCCGGCUAUCUAUCUAUCUAUCUAUCUAUCUAUCUAUCUAUCUAUCUAUCUAUCUAUCUAUCUAUCUAUCUAUCUAUCUAUCUAUCUAUC